Anthostomella pinea is the source of this 1110-nucleotide messenger RNA. NCBI's taxonomy places the organism in Eukaryota, Fungi, Ascomycota, Sordariomycetes, Xylariales, Xylariaceae. The record is from the annotation of a GenBank genome assembly.
AUGGUUGAGUCGGACGAAGAUCUUCUAGAGAGCCUGGGUUAUCGACAGGAGUUCCGACGCGAGUUCACUCGAUGGAGUACUCUCAGCCACGCCAUAUCCAUACUGGGCGUGUUGGGAUCGGUCCCGGCAUCUUGGGGCUCACCUCUGGCUGCUGGCGGGCCGAGUACUGCCAUCUGGGCCUGGUUCUCGGGGUCCUUCUUCUCGUUAUGCAUCGCGCUGUCAGUCGCCGAACUGGUCUCUGCAUAUCCGAUGUCUGGCGGCAUGUACUUCAUCACGAAGCAUGUUUUGCCCCAUAAGAAGGUUUCGGUUGCGGCAUGGAUGAUCGGCCGGUCCAACUUCCUCGGCCAGACCGCUAGUGUUGCCAGUGUAGGCUACUCCGUCGCACAAAUGACCUUAGCCGCGGAGUCGAUGGGCUCCGUGCGUGAGGAUGGAACAUUCGCGUAUGUGCCAAUUGCGCAGUCUACCGUUGGUGUUAGCGUCGUCAUCGGUUCUGUCGUGAUCUCUAUAGCUCUCCUCGUCCUCACGCCCAACAAGCUGCCGGCAAGCGAGGUCUUUGGAAACGUCAUAGACGGGUCUGGAUGGAAUAGCGAAGGCUUCUCGUUUCGGAUCGGAUAUCUCAGCGUAGCAUGGACCAUGACCGACUACGACGCCACAGCCCACAUGUCAGAAGAGCAGCAAAACGCCGCCGCGAGCGGCCCGGUGGCCAUCGUCCAAGCCAUAAUCAUCUCAUGGGUCUUCUUCAAUGCCUGCGGGCGAGCUGGCGGUCUCGGGAUGUGGUUCUGGGUUAUCCUCGUGCAGUUAUUCACGGGUGUCACGGCGAUGCUUUCGAAUACGAGGACGUGCUUUGCUCUGGCUCGAGACGAAGCGCUUCCCUUCUCUGGAACACUUCGAAAGAUCAAUGAAUAUACUCAAACACCUCUAUACAGUGUAUGGUCAGUCGUCCUAGCCUGCUGCCUGCAGAACCUCAUAGCCCCGGGCAGCGUGCAGACGAUCAACGGCAUCUACGGCAUCACCGCGCCGGUCAUGGACAUAUCGUACAUUGCCUUCAUCGCAGCACGGAUAUACUACGAGAAGGACCACCCAAUCAGCAAGGGCCCGUUCCAGCUCUGA